GCGGCGCAUGCGCGGCGCUGGUAAGUUGCUGGAGCCGUAGAAUGGCGCUUGGGGGUGUGUUUGACACGGAGCGGUGGAGCGUUAUCAGCAUCAUCCUCUCGGUCAGCCUAACAGUGCGCUGGGCAGUGUCUCUGAAUCCUUACUCAGGUGCUGGGAAACCUCCUAUGUUUGGAGAUUAUGAAGCUCAGCGACACUGGCAGGAGAUUACCUUCAACCUACCUGUACAUCAAUGGUAUUUCAAUACAAGCAGCAAUAAUCUGAAGUACUGGGGCCUUGAUUAUCCACCUCUGACUGCUUAUCACAGUCUAAUUUGUGCAUAUGUAGCUAAGUCAGUAAAUCCUGAAUGGAUUGCCCUUCAUACAUCUCGUGGGUUUGAAAGCCUCGGGCACAAGCUAUUCAUGCGGGCAACAGUGUUUUUUGCAGACCUUGCUGUAUAUAUUCCUGCAAUCCUCUGUUACAUUCAUCACUGUGAAGGACCAGAGAGGAAGAAGAUGUCAUCUAUGCUGUGCAUAUUGCUGUACCCUGGACUCAUUCUUAUCGACCAUGGCCAUUUUCAAUAUAACUCUGUCAGUCUGGGUCUUGCCAUGUGGGGGUUGUUGGGCCUAUUAUUUGACCGCAUCCUGUUUGGGUCUGUGGCAUUUUGUUUGGCUCUUAAUUAUAAACAAAUGGAACUUUACCAUGCACUGCCUUUCUUCUGCUAUCUCCUUGGAAACUGCUUAAAGAGAGAUCUAAAAGGUGAAGGGAUGAUACAGUUGAUCAAAAUUGCCCUCGUUGUGCUCAUUUCAUUUGCCUUUUGCUGGCUACCCUUCCUCACCAGUCUCCAGCAGUCCCUGCAGGUGCUUCAAAGGCUUUUUCCAAUUGACAGAGGCUUGUUUGAGGAUAAAGUUGGAAAUGUGUGGUGCAGUUUAUCUAUAAUAUUGAAGGUGAAGAAGGUUUUAUCUCCUCUAACCCAAGUUUGGCUCAGUUUUGCUGUCACUCUUUUGACAUUGUUACCUUCGUGCAUAAAGCUGACAAUUAAUCCCACACUAAAGGGGUUCAAACUUGCACUGGUGAAUUGUUCCCUGUCAUUCUUCCUAUUUUCCUUCCAAGUUCACGAGAAGUCUAUACUUCUGGCUGCUCUGCCUGUAUUAUUGCUUCUACAUGAAAUCCCAUUCAUGGCAACUUGGUUUUUGCUUGUGUCAACUUUUAGCAUGCUCCCCCUGUUGAUGAAGGAUGGCCUGCUCCUUCCUUACACUGUUACCUCUUUAGCCUUUCUUCUCAUCACAGCAACAUUUCUGUCAGCCUUUGAAAAAGUGUCAUUGGAGGAUCUGCAGCUCCAACGAUUUUCUCAGGGUGUGAGGAGGUACAUUCCACACUUUACAAUUCCACCGUGUCUUGCAAAACUUGCAUUCCUUCUAUCCAUAAUUGCCAUGGUAAUACUUAGCUUGAUAAGUGCGACGCAAAAUCCUCCCCCACAACUGCCGGAUUUAUUCCCUGUCCUGGUGUCUCUGUUUUCCUGCAUCCAUUUUUUGAUCUUUCUGGUGUACUUCAACAUUCUGCAUCUAUCGGAAUCUGUCUACAAGAAGCCUCAGCAGAAGAUGAAAUAAAGAACAAAUUACUGCACACUGAGGAAUUAAUUAUUUUGUCUAAAAUACAGUGAAUAAAAGCUGCUGUUUUAAACCCUAA
Stegostoma tigrinum is the source of this 1665-nucleotide messenger RNA. It is a transcript of the gene alg6, whose product is annotated as ALG6 alpha-1,3-glucosyltransferase. Bases 42 to 1586 code for a protein of 514 amino acids. Gene Ontology annotation, biological process: protein N-linked glycosylation. Lineage: Eukaryota; Metazoa; Chordata; Chondrichthyes; Orectolobiformes; Stegostomatidae. The transcript is spliced from 14 exons. Gene Ontology annotation, cellular component: endoplasmic reticulum membrane. The record is from RefSeq and is a predicted model, not a curated record. Gene Ontology annotation, molecular function: dolichyl pyrophosphate Man9GlcNAc2 alpha-1,3-glucosyltransferase activity.